Molecule: messenger RNA, 2301 nt
Organism: Paralichthys olivaceus (Japanese flounder)
Lineage: Eukaryota; Metazoa; Chordata; Actinopteri; Pleuronectiformes; Paralichthyidae
Product: prospero homeobox protein 1-like
Biological process (GO): regulation of transcription by RNA polymerase II
Cellular component (GO): nucleus
Molecular function (GO): DNA-binding transcription factor activity, RNA polymerase II-specific; RNA polymerase II cis-regulatory region sequence-specific DNA binding
Source: RefSeq, a predicted model, not a curated record
CACAACAUCAGGACUGUACCACUGUCCUGUUAGAGGGCUGUAAACAUACAGUCUAUGGGUGUGACCGACUUUUUAAAAUUUCUUUCAACUUAACAUUUCAGCCACACUGUGAAAACAGAAUCCAACUACUUCAUUUAAACUUUUAUUCCUCAGUCGUGUUAUUACCAGUGGGCCGCUCCAUUCAAAUAAUAUAUAGGUAAUGUUAUUAUGGGGAUGGGCUGGUACAUGUGACCACGCCCCCUCAGCUGGACCAGUACAAAUAACAGACUCCUCCUCCUGCAGCUGUCAGAGCUGCUGCCUCCUCUGCUCGCUGUGCACGCUGGAGAAGCAUGGAUUCAUGUGUUUGGAGCGGGGGCGUGAAAUCCAACAACAUCUGCCUUUACGGCAGCACUGCACAGCAUCUCUCCUCUUUCCCACCCGACCCUAUGCCUUUAAAUCCAGAUGCAUCAGGUGCUUUUGUGACUUUUGCCAGAGACGAUGACAACAUGAAAGUGGAGAGUGAUUAUUACAGCAGAGGUGAAGCUGGUUCGAGCUUGAUCCGUUCUGGCCCAUUGGAGCCCGAUGCACCCUGCUCUGCAAGAAGGCACCUUUCUCCUGCAGCCGGUUCUUGCAGUCAUCACGACUGGAAUCUAAGCAGUAGACGUCAAGCAAAGCGUGCCCGAGUAGAAAAUAUCAUCAGAGGCAUGACCGGCUGUCCUGGCAUGCACUGCCCAGAUGUGACGGCAAGUCAGCAUGAGUGGACAGACUGCGUGAAGGAAAAAGAAAGGAUUGGAGAAGUGUCUUCGCAUCAGGAGCACAUGGAUACAAGAAAGCAGCUUGAGAGUCAGCAGCAGCACCUCCGGCAGCUCAGAACAAAGUUCUACCAAAUAGAUGAAGUAACUGAAACCACAGAAAACAGUGAGGAAAAGUCCCGGACCAGGAGCAACUCUCCUGACACAUCCCCAAGGGAUGCAUUUACAGAUUCAUGCAAUGAGUUUGAGAGCAGCUCAAGUCAAGAACAUAAAGGCUGUAAGAAGGUGAAGCUGAUGAGCUACUUCCAAACCAAACCUGAAAGAAUUAAGCAAAUAGCAGAUGUCUUAAAGUAUGAGCUGUCCAGAGCCGUCAGUAAGAGUGUUGACUCUGUUUUUAAAAGUAUGCCCCCUCUACAGACAUCACCAACCCACGAGGGUGUAGAGACAGAUGUGUCUCUUCUGUCAUCAGCGUGUGAAGAUAAGAAAACAGGACUUUCAUGUUUUGGCAACACAAAGGUGCAAGUUCCAGAUGUCCAAACCGAAGCUCUGUCCCUGGUUGUGCAAAAGCCUCGACUGGAAACACCCGACAAACUCCAGCCCAGACCAGGAGCUCACCAUCGUCCAAAACCUGUGGUGCCCUUCAGCCAUGACUCCGCUCUGACUCCAUCACAGAAGGAUCACAACACUGCGCUCAGCUGGCUGCAAGGCGGAUGCUCUGAUGUCGGCCAAGGAAAGUUUGAGAUGUUCGACGCACGUUGGACUUCGGUCAAAGUGAGAUCGAAGGUCAACUCCAGAUCGGCGAGAAGCUCACAGACUUGCAGUGUGUCUGUGGAUCCAACACAUUUAGAAAACCUGUGCUUUCCUCAGGUCAAGAUGGAGUCUGACAGUCUGGUGAAGAAUAACCUGUACAUGCUGAAUGAGGGUCUGACGACAAAACAUCUGAAGAAAGCAAAGCUGAUGUUCUUUUACACACGCUACCCAAGCUCGCUGGUGCUGAAGAUGUGUUUCCAUGAUGUGCAGUUCACGCGCUGCAUCAGCUCUCAGCUCAUCAAGUGGUUCAGCAACUUCAGGGAGUUCUACUACAUCCAGAUAGAAAAGUUCGCCCGCCACGCCCUCGUGGACGGAGUGGCCGACGUGAGGGCUCUGACUGUGGGGAGAGAAUCAGAACUCUUCAGGGCUCUGAACGUGCACUACAACAAAGCCAAUGAAUUCCAGGUCCCUGACAGAUUCCUUGAAGUUGCUGAGACCACACUAAGAGAAUUCUACAUUUCCAUUUCAAUGGGCAAAGAUCGUGAUUCGUCGUGGAAGAAAGCAAUCUACAAGGUGAUCUGUAAACUGGACAGUGAUGUACCGACUGAAUUCAAAAGUCAUCAGUCUGGAUAAAAGCCAACAAGAACUUGGACUGACUCAUGCUUUGAUCAUCAAACUAUUUAGUUUGCUUUUGUUUUUAUUGAAUAAAAGAACAUAUUGUAAAGGGGGCGGGUUAUUGGUAGGUACAUGCCAACCCAUUAUGAGUUUGAUACAUGUUGCAGACCAAUGGCUGCAUUUCUUGUAUCCAUGGUCGGCAGUU